Messenger RNA from Schistosoma rodhaini, 7869 nucleotides. NCBI's taxonomy places the organism in Eukaryota, Metazoa, Platyhelminthes, Trematoda, Strigeidida, Schistosomatidae. The record is from the annotation of a GenBank genome assembly.
GGGGGGCCUACUUCAAUGUUCCAUUCAGGUUUUCUAGGAAUAGUGGGUAGUUGUGCAGUAGCUGAAGGCCAGCUAAACUGCUCCUUAAAGUGUUCCGCCCAUCGUUCUAAACGUUUGGGUUGAGAGCAGAUAAGGGUUCCGUCUUUUUCGGAGAUUGUCUCACUUGCACUUGACUUCUUAAUUCCGGUUUCUUUUAUUAGUCUGAAUAGUUGCCUGGUGUUGCCUACAGCCGCUGCCCUUUCCAUCGCUUUUGCUUUCGUUGCCCACCACUGCUCACGAUCGUUCCUUAGACUUUUAGUUAACCUAGAUCUAAUUUCUUUACGCUCUUUGUCAUGUUCAGAGCCUGAUGGGAUGAGUUUACGCGAAUCCAUCAGUGAAAUAGACUUAGAAGAAAUCCAUUGGUUUUUUGGAGCCCUAUGGUUUAAAUGACUAAUAGAUGUAACUGCUGUUUCCACAGAUGUUCGUAUGUCUGUCCAAGCAGAAUCUGUGUCAGUCUUGUUUACAGAACUGCCUAGAUGUGAACUCAGUUGUUUCUGGAAUUCGCAUUUGGCUUUCUCGUCCUCCAGUUCAAUCCUAAUGGGUCUUCUUAGUGUACUUUUCCUGCGUCCAUUGAGGCGCAGACAAAUGCGCGCUCGUAUUAAAGCGUGAUCAGAGUCUAAACAAGUAUUCCAAUACGAGCGACAAUCUUCUGUUGAGCCUCUCCAACGAUGACUGAUGACAAUAUGGUCUAUUUGAGUCCAUCGUUGGUUUGGUGCAGGUGGUCGCCAUGUUAGACGAUGUCUCUCCUUAUGUUUAAAAUUAGUGCUUGCUAAAAAUAAACAACAGGUACGGGUAGAUGGGGUUCUGUCAACGUGGGGAUUUGUGAAAAGUGGAGUUAGCCAUGUUACAAUCCUAGAUCUUUCUGUUUUCACUUUGUGUAAAUAACUUACCUACUAACAAAUUCAUCUGUUCUACUCUUUGCAGAAGGCAUAAAAAUUUGUAGACGCAUACACUGUAUUUGAGAUAGUAUAAUAUUACAGGACGCCUAAAAUCCACUGGUUGCAUUGAUGGGUAAGUGAUCAUUAGAAGUUAACCUUAACUGGAGUGUGAUGCAAAUAAGUAACUAGGAUGAUUCGUAUUACUACACAAUAUAUGGAGUUGUGUCACCUAAAGUAGUGGGCUAUAAAGGUCUAGAAGUCAUAAUAAGCAGCGACCUCAAAACUGUAGUGAAUUACUGGGAUUCUUUACGAGAACACGUAAUAUCAGCAUCUUCUGUUAGUACAUUCAAAGCGAGAUAAGACAUCCACAAAGUUGCUCUCGAGUCAGAAACUCACACCGCUUAUUCAAAGUUUAGUAAAUAAUACUCAUGCGAGUUUCAGGGACACCGGAGAUCCUUACUCAUCUUCUAGUGUGUUGAAAUUGCUAAAAGCUAUGUCUAGUUUCCUUCCUACUUUCUUAGUAUGUUCCCAUUAUCUUUUAUCUAUAUAGUGUUGAAUCACCAAGUUACUUUUCUUGUUAUACAUAUCUAAAAAUGGAGUACAUUGACAAACUCCCGGAUGAGCUUUGCUGCAAGCCUAAACCUCUCAUCGUAUUUUCCGGUUUGGAUACGGAAAAAAACCAAGUCCAUCGGUCUAUUUGGAGAGCCUUCAAUACUAGUAAAAGCCAUGACCGAGAUUCAUUUAAAUUUCGCUGCAAAUCAGUCGACCACCAGUUUCCAAAGCCAAAGUACAAGCAACUGGCUUCAUAUGAAUGGCUUAUGCCAAAAGGCAUACUCAAAACUGGUUGGAUGAAAAAGCAUCUUGAAGAAAUACCUGCAUUCGUUGCUUUAUUUUACGAUCUAGAUUGGGACGAACCACAGUGGGGAGAAAAGUCAACUGAAUGCGCUCAAAUGGUGGCAACUGUUCGAUCAAAACUUGCUGGUCGCGAGAGUAAAUUAGUGGUCAUUCUUAUACAGAAACGUGCCCCCUUACCUUUGGGUGAAGAUCUUAAUGCCAUGGACCGAGCUCAAUCUCUUUGUAAUAAGUGUGAUCUUCCAGGAAAGAAUUUGUUUGUUUUGUCGCAUACAAACUUACUUUAUGGAUGCAUUACAAGAUUAGAAGAUGAAUUUCGUGAUAUGGCAGCUAAUUAUUAUCAUAAUCAAGCUAAAAAAGUGAAAGCUCACAAGGAUUCACUCAACAAAACUAGUCACCAGUUAUUGUUUGUUCGUCACGAGUUCAAAAUUGCUUUCUAUGCUGAAUUAAAACAAGACCCAGGAUUAGCGCUAAAACACUACCAACAGGCAUAUAAUCAUUUGACAGAAUUGAGAAUGUUAGAUGCUCAUUUGCUGGAAGUGAAAACAGUAGCUGGAUUUAUUAACUACAAGAUAUGCCGCCUGGCUUUUCAAAAUAAUGCAUCUGAUGCAAUAUCACAAUUUCGAAGACAUAUUAAUUUUUUUGCUAAUCUCGUCGGAUUACCACAGUUAGCUUUUGAGCAUGAAGCAUGGAUGUCAAAGCAGUUUGAAAUUCUUGGAGAUCUUUUUCAAGAAGCUAUCAAAUCUAGUCUCACUCCUCUUAUGACCCAACAUCCUGGAUUAUAUUACCAAGAAGCAUCUAGACAUGCUGUUUGCCGUCGUCAGUUAUGUCAAGCUCUAUGCAUCCCUACUGUUAAAGCUGCUGAAAUGAAUGCAGAUGACAGAUUAUACUAUCCUUUGCCAACAGAAUCUAAUGAACCCAUUGUUGGAAUUGACUCAACUUUCGCUACAGACAGCGGUCUACUUGCUGAAGAAAAUGAUUCUUCACCUCAUUCGCCAAAUCAUUCUUUAGAAUGUUCCAGAUCAAAGCGUACAGCGAUCAACACCGCUGUAGAGUUUGUUCGAGCUCAGUCACCUCUUUUAUUUAGAAAGCAGAUUUUUACAACGGACAGUCCAAACUUAUCAGGCUGUCAUUCAACCAGUCAGGUACCUGCAACAGAUUGUUUGUCAGCCACAGAGAAAAUAAACGGUCUUGAAUUUUACGGUCAGCGACCUUGGCGCCAAGGUAUUCAAAGUAUUGAACCACCAAAUCCAACAAAAGAACGAGAAGGGAUCUUAAGUUUGCAAAAAGAAGAACUCAAAGUGGAUCAUUCUAGUUUUAUUAUACCACUGCUUGAACAAACUCGAUUGCAAUACAGACGAUACAAAGCUGAACGAAUGAAACUUUAUCCAUGUAUUUUAAUGGGUUCUGAAUAUUAUGAUAAACAGGAUUAUGAUAAGGCUCUCAGUUGUUAUUUAAGUGUAAUAAAUGAAUAUCGUAGCGAAAAAUGGUGGUCUCUCUAUACUUUCACACUGAAGCGAAUUGCAACAUGCGCAUAUUUGAUAGCUCAGCCCACAGUAUUUCUAUCCUCAUGUUUGGAACUUCUUGGACCCAACAGCUCAAUGCCUCUCUGUGACAAAGUACAGGCUCAACAAGCAAUUUUUGAUUUCCUUAAGACAGGAGUUCCUAAUCUCAUAAUGUUUGCUCCUGAGCUUGAUCAUACCAUAAAAACUAUCGAAGACGGGUGGAGAAAACAGUUAGACGUGCUAAUGCAACAUACUUCGAACGCUCAUUCGGACGUUGCACAUAAUGAAUCAGCCAGUGAGAAUAAAGUGAAUAUCGAGAAAAAGUCACAAAGUUCAACCGAUUCACAUUUUGGCGAAAAGUGUAGAAUUUCAUUGGACAUUACCCGACUUAAUACAUGUAUACAGUGCAAAGUUUGCUUUUCACAAUCAGAAUAUACUUUUGGUCAACCGGUUCAGUUAGCUGUUUUCUUACGAUCGUUUGCUCCUCUACCCAUCCUUGUUCAUCAUGUCACCGUGACUUUUUCUAACAAGGUCGAUUGUUCAACUUCACACAACAUACCGCCUAAUACAAUAAACAAACCAUUAUCAGGAAAUGUUUCAACUCAUCAGACAUCCCAAACAUGGCCAUCUAAAUUUAUUCUGAAUUCAACAGAAAAAUUCAAAGUGAUUCUACUAUGUCUUAAUUCAGACGUACUUGAUAACCAAAUUAAAGUUGAUUCAAUUCAUUUAUGUUUAUCACCACCUAUGGUUAACUGUUAUGAAGACGUUAUUGGUGAAUUGAUAUUGUGUACAGUUUCAUGGCAAUGGAAUACAAAAUCAGAUUAUCAUCCUUAUCUAAGUGGUCGUAAAACUAUUGGUCAUAAACAUCCUAAUCCAAAGAAACAACUUAAUCUGUUACAUGAUAAUGUAAAUAAUGUAAAUAAUUGUGGUUUAUGGUGCAAAGAGGUUGUUCUUUCAGUACCAGAACGUCGAAUACAGAAAGACUCUCUUAAAAUUGAAUCUAAUGGAUUCAUAAUUAAUCAUGAAUUUCCUAACCUCCCACCAGACUGGGAUAUUGUUGAUAGUCGAAUUCGAACAGAAAUGCAUCAUCCACCUUCCGGUUUAGAAAUCACUAUGCCCGAAAAUGUUUGUAUACUAGCGAAUGAAAUUUCUCAAAUAAAUUUAACUAUUCGCAAUCCAACGCUGAGUGACUGUACUAAACUUAAUUUAACUGUCCGUUUAAUUCCGAGAGAAAAAGAUUCAACCGAAUUUCCUGACAAUGCUUGUAAUACUUCUACCACUGUAUCAAACACAACAGUGACUACAAAUCCAACUGUAAUAGACAAUUAUAUAGUAGUUGGCAGUUCAUCUGAAUUAAUAUCUCAUAUAUCAACUAAAAAUAUUAAUUCAUCUCAAAAAUCAAGUAGUGCAUAUUUUAUAAAGAAGUUAGACGAUAUUCCAUCAAAUCAAUCUAUAUCUGUGACGAUUUCAUUAUGUUGUUCAUCUUCUUCGUUAGUUUCUAGUAAUAAUCUAACACUUUCAUGUUAUUUAACUUUCUCUACUAAAAUUUUACCUUGUGAAUAUCCCGAUUAUUUAUUAUCAUUAUCGGAUUCAUUAACAACAGAAACACCAUUAGUAUAUAAUGUUAUACAUGAAUCUGUGAAAUUAUCUAAUAACAUGGAGCUGUCAAAUGUAGAUAAUCACCUAGUUCAAAAUGUAAUCGACCAAAAUGCAAUGGUAAUUCAAUGUACUCAGAAUAUUGAAACUAAUUUAACUAUCUUGUCACCAUUUGAAUUAGACUAUAAACUACUUUCCUUAACACAAAAUCCUAUUAAAAGUCUCAUAGUUAAUACCGAGUUUUUGUUAUUGUUCAAGUUAACUAAUACAGCUGAUUGUGAACUGGAAAUACAUGAUAUACAGUUGGAAGUGGCUAAUGAGAUAUCGUGUGCCAGUGACCUUCAUAGUACAUGCAUCAAAAAUUUGAUUAUCCAAUCCUCAGAAAGUUGUACUGAAUGUCACAUGUUGUUAUUAACAGAAACAAUGUACUCACUCGAAGCAAUAAAUUUAGGCUCUAUUAUCGUUCAUUGGUCACGUGCAUCAACACGUAAUGAUGAUUAUAUAAAACCGUAUAUUGCAACGACGAAAUUCGCCUUACCGACUAUUCCAGUUUUGUCUUUACCUAUUCAAAUUAGUGCAGAACUUCCAGCUUAUGGUGUUAUGCUCACUCCAUUUCCAGUCACAUUUAUUUUAUCUAACAAAACUAUUUAUCCGCAGGAGGCUGUUUUUCAAUUAGAAUCGAUUCAUGGUUUUAUGUUUUCUGGUCAACAAAAGCUGAAGGUACGAUUACUGCCUGACUCACCGCACUAUUUGAAUUAUACACUACUUCCAUUGAUGUCUGGGAAUUUGAAGUUGCCUCGUUUACAUGUUAUAUUAGAACGUUAUACUACGUUAUCAUCAAACACGCAAAAUGAUCAACCCGAUAUACAUAUACAAUUAGAAGAAAAUCUCCUACGACAAGUUCCAACACAUCUGAUAGUAAUUCCAUCAACGGAUGGAUUGUUUGAAUCAUCUGAGAAAAAUUCAAUAUUCAGUCGCGAAGAGAUUAAAAAUGUAUAAUAUGAUAUAUAUUUCUUAAAAUAUUCUAUAACUUGUUUCAAAUGUUUUAGUUACCUUUUUAAAAACAAAAAGUAAAAAUGAGCUUAUUUCAUUUGUUUGUUCUAAGUAACUUGCUAUUCCUUGACUUUUUUGUUUAUUAUUAAUAUAACAAACCAUGAAUACCUUAAUUUUUACUUUCAGUAAUGAAUCCUCCAGAACUUUCGUUCCAUCUCUUUCUUUUUUUAUUCUUUGCAAUUGGAAAUGUAUCAUUUUUGGAAUGUUUUUUUGUAUCAUAAUUUCUUUAUUUCCUUAUAAAUAAGUUUAAAUUUUUUUUAAAGUUCGUCCACUUUUUUAUUUCAUUAGUGGAUUAUUUGAGAUUUCGGUCGCUAUUAUCAACUUUCCCCCUACUGUAAGAUCCAUAGGUAUAUAUUGAAAUCGCACAUGGAAAACAACUUUUUAUUCAACACGGUGCUUUAGUAUCGAUCUAUUGUUGGCGAAAUACUAAAACUGAUCGACAGCUUCUAAUGUUGAAGUUUCAGAAUUUUAGAGAUCUUGUAUUCUUUGAGAAAAAUGACUAAUUUGUGAAACGUUUACUGCCUUUGUAGGCAAAGGAAAUCAGAUAUUAAAAUUUCUUCACAAAUGUCUGUCAGCUUGUUCUGUUGACAUGUGUUUUGCUGAGUUCGUCUUUUUAAUUGUGCUGUUGUUAUCACCACACUAAUUUUCAUUAUCUCUUCUUGUGAUUUGAUAUGUGACUGCGUAGUUGUUAAACGUCCAUGUUCUCGUCUGAUCAACCGGGUCUACUUCAAUUUGUUUAUUGAUUGAUGACUAAAAAGUGUAACAUAUUUUUAAAAAUUGCAGUUAAGUUAGUGUUUCCUCUGUCCAAUAUUCCGACAUUUUCUCAGUUGCACUAAUGUCUAUAGUUGUCCACGUACAUUUGUACAAGUGGAGAUAUGCAGUUGUGUUUAACAGACAGAUAGUGCUCACCUAUGUCUCGUAGUAUAAUUUAACUAUUUUUCUUGUAAAACUUGACCUCAGGAAUUCCACAAGUACAGUUUUCUUAAGUUAUCACAUCUUUAAUACCUAAAUAGUGUAAGUUCAACUAUCCACCCCCGUCUUCUUAAUUGAUGGAAUGAGUAAUUGUGGUGUGGUUAGUAACGUUAUAUGUCCCUGAACUGGUACCGCCAUACGGGUCUCUGGUUAUGAGUCAAAGUAUUUAAACGUGAUCUUGUUUCUGAUAAUUAGACAAUAAAUCUUACUGAGAAAAAUAAUUUCUUUUUAAGGUUAUGAGAUUGGGGCAGAAUGGCAUCCACUGAAAUCCGUCAAAAUAACAUAAACGAGUAUUAAAUCUCGAUAUGGUUUAACCGUCCUAAAUUAUUCAUUAUGUCUAAAGCUUUGUGAUUUUAUAAUCUUUGCUUUCACGUUCUUGAUGGUACAGUUUCAUUUCAAUUAUUUCGUAGUUUUACUCAUCUCCUAAGUAGAAAAUGUGAAGUAAGAAAAUCUAGUUCCUAUCUAAAUUAGGUUGUCACUUGUAAUCUGACGUGUUAUCCUGACCUAGGGCAUCAACCAGUAGCUAACUCGUUCUCUCAGCGCUGGGUUGAAUAAUGGUCUUAUCGAAGUUAAAAUCAAACUCACUGAUUGUCAUAAAUGAACAACAACUGCUAUACGAGGAUGAAAAAAGUGUAUGUUACUUCCUGAUUUAAUGAAAUAUAUCUGCUAUUUGAACUAAUCUUGUUGUAUCCGAAGAAAGUUGAACUAUUGGUAACUUCUGGGAACUAUUUAUAGACUAUUAUUAUAUAUUUAUUUAUGUCUCUCUUUUCGUAAGCUUUUAUUUGACCUAUUAGCUACUAUUAUACGAUUCACUCUUCUUAAUUCUUUCCCAACCUCCUGGUUACAGUCUCCCACACAGUCACUUUUGACUUGAGUUUUUAUAUCUGUUAUUUUUUCAUUUUGUGGUGUGAUGCCGUCUGGUCUGCUUGUAUAUGAACUACGUAUGUCUGAAAUAUAUGAUUCAUACAUAGGAA